UGAGUAUUUGAAUAGGUGAAAGAAAGACGACAUUAACCUCUACCUAAAUCACAUGUUGUCUUUGUUUAGUUGGUAAAAGCAGCUGUAUACAUAACUAAAAACAUUAGGAAAUUGUAUAUUAACAAAACCCGUGAAAAUUACAAAAAAAAAUUAUUAAUAGAAAAAGGACCAAUAAUAAUAUUUAUUUAUUUAAAAUGAAAAUAAUUAAGAUAAACUAUAUUUUGAAACAAGGAGCCUUUUUAUCUUUUUCAAAGAAUUGAGAUCAAAAGUUACCACUAGUAUUACACAAAUUUUACUAAUCAACUAAAUCUAGGUGUAAAUACUCAAAUACAAUAAUUUGAAUUGAGGUUAGCACUUAUUAUCGAAAGUGCUCAAAUGCUUUCAAAAGUAAUGAUGCCCGAUGCUGCUAGAUCACAUCUUGAUGCUUUGUCUACAAAAAAAACAUUAAUAAAUACUGAUAUUGUUUCAAAAAAAUCAGAUUCUGAAUUUCAAGAAAAUAAAUUGCCAUCUACAACAGUUGUCACAAAAGCAAAUGAUAAAAAAUCAAAAAAUACAAACUCUAAUUGGGAAAAAUUUAAAGACCUUGUUAAUCAAUCAGGUUCUGAUUCUCAACAAUUUAGUGACUCCAAAUCACCUCCAAAAAGGCCUCUAAAAUCUUCAGAAUCUUCUCGUCAAGGCAAAAGAAAGUCCAAAAAUAAUAGUAAAAAAAGACUUAAUUUAAACACUCGACCUGUCAUGGAUUUAGGAAAUACAACUCUAACAAAACAAGUAGCGAUGGAUUGUGAAAUGGUUGGGAUUGGAGAUGGAACUGAAAGCAUGCUUGCAAGGGUAUCAAUAGUGAAUCGUCAUGGAGCGUGUAUUUAUGAUAAGUUUGUGAAACCAAGAGAGACUAUUCAAGAUUACAGAACAGCUGUAAGUGGAAUUCGCCCUCAUAAUGUUCAAAAUGGUGAAGAAUUUGAAGUAGUUCAAGGAGAAGUUGCCAAUAUAUUGAAAGGACGUAUUCUAGUUGGUCAUGCAUUGAAACAAGAUCUUUCAGUUUUGUUUUUAUCUCAUCCAAAAAAGCUUCAACGAGAUACAUCGCGUUAUAGUUUAUUUAGACGUGUUAGUAAAGGGAAUACUCCAAGUUUAAAAAAAUUAGCAGCAGAAUUAUUAGGAAUUAAUAUACAAACUGGCGAACAUGAUUCUAUUGAAGAUGCAAGAACUGCUAUGGAAUUGUACGUUUUAUACGCAAAACUUUGGGAAUCAGACAUACGUUUUCAUUAAUGCAUUAAUAUUUUAUACUUGAGGAAAUUUUUUUUCCUUUAUAGUAAAGAAUAUAUUAAAUGAUUAAUAACAUUAAAUGUUAAUAAAAAAAUUUUUCAAAUAUA
This is a messenger RNA of Chelonus insularis, 1367 nucleotides long. Its product is annotated as RNA exonuclease 4. The record is from RefSeq and is a predicted model, not a curated record. Lineage: Eukaryota; Metazoa; Arthropoda; Insecta; Hymenoptera; Braconidae. The transcript is spliced from 3 exons. Gene Ontology annotation, cellular component: nucleus. Gene Ontology annotation, molecular function: 3'-5' exonuclease activity; nucleic acid binding. Gene Ontology annotation, biological process: rRNA processing. The coding region runs from base 376 to 1263 and encodes 295 amino acids.